AUGAAUCCGACAACUUCUGAGGAAAUUACUCUCAAUACUCGUGGAUAUCGCUUGCUUGAUAAAUUGGGUCAAGGUUCUUAUGCAAAAGUUUAUUUGGGCGAGUUCAAGGUCAAAAGUCAAGGUCAAGAAGAAACGGAGCGAAUUACGCAUUUGGCUUGCAAAGUAAUUGACAUUAACAAAGCCCCGUCAACUUUUGUGGAGAAAUUUCUUCCUCGUGAAUUAGAAAUUUUACUGAAGCUCAACCAUCCGCAUGUCAUCCAUACUCACAGUUUGUUCCGACGAAAGAGCAAGUACUACAUUUUCAUGCGAUAUGCCGAGAAUGGCGAUUUAUUAGCUUUUAUCAUCAAAAAUGGACUUAUUCGAGAAAAUCAGGCGAGGAUUUGGACAAGACAACUAUGUUUGGGGCUUCAAUAUCUUCACACCCUUGAAAUCGCUCAUCGUGACAUAAAAUGCGAAAAUAUCCUCGUCACGGGAAAUUUCAAUGUAAAACUUGCGGAUUUUGGUUUUGCGAGAUUUCUUUUAGACGAACGAAUGAAUCCUGUGUUAAGCAAAACUUUUUGUGGCUCUCUUCAAUACGCAGCUCCCGAAAUCAUCAAAGGAACGCCUUACAACCCAAAACUGUCAGAUGUUUGGGCACUUGGCGUCGUUGUCUUUACCAUGCUGAACAAAUCGAUGCCCUUCGACGAUGACAACGCAAAAUCUCUGUACAACCAUCAAAUCAAACGUAAAUGGCGAUUUCGUACAAAAGUCGUUGACAAACUUUCGCACGAAGUUAAGUCUCUAAUCAAGAAAAUGCUUGAACCAACAAUCGAAGAAAGAAUCAAACUCGACGAAGUAAUUGCCUCGAAAUGGAUUCAAAUGGAUGACAGACUCAAAAGUUUGCUUCCAGAUGAAUUUGGAGCUCUGAUAAAAGCCAAAGAGCAUAUUCAGAUGGUUAAAAAUGGAACUUUAAAACUUAAAAAUAUCCGAGAUCAUCAUCCCGACAUCUCAAAUGACGUUGAAAAAGCACGAAAAGAAGAACAAACAGCCUCAAACACAACUGUCGACAUGAAAACGAAAGGCUACUCCUUCAUUGAGUCAAAAAUUACGCCAACAUCAACCAUUAAACUCAUGCAAGACAAGACUUUGAUCUUGAAAUAA
Molecule: messenger RNA, 1140 nt
Organism: Culicoides brevitarsis
Lineage: Eukaryota; Metazoa; Arthropoda; Insecta; Diptera; Ceratopogonidae
Product: testis-specific serine/threonine-protein kinase 1-like
Exons: 1
Coding region: 1-1140 (379 amino acids)
Biological process (GO): intracellular signal transduction; protein phosphorylation
Cellular component (GO): cytoplasm
Molecular function (GO): ATP binding; protein serine/threonine kinase activity
Source: RefSeq, a predicted model, not a curated record